AUGUUGAUUGCGCCUCAGAGAGGACCUCUUAAAGGUCAUUUAGUGCGAUAUGGACUUCGUUGGAUAAGGUCUCAAGUGCCCUUUAAAUUGGGGGAUGAUAGCAGCAAAUUCACAGAGCUAAAUGAGAUGUAUACCGACAUGUUCAGCCAAAAUACCAGCGGCAAAACUGUUGCAACACAAAGUGAAAAUUACAAAGAUAUGAUAGACGAGUUGAAUAAGGAAACUGAUCAGCUUUUUAAUUUCCAAUCUCAUAAGUUACAUCCAAAAGAGUUAGAAGAAAUAGUGAAAAAACCAGGCAGAUUUAUAAUUCAGAGUUUGUCAAAAAAUCCAUAUUACAAUUUGGCGCUGGAAAACUACGUGUUUAACAAUACUCCAUCUGGGCAUGAUAAGCAUAAUAAAUUUGGUAACCAAAGACUUCUUUUUUAUGUCAACAAAGAUUGUGUGGUGAUAGGUAAAAACCAAACAGUAUGGAAGGAGGUAUACUUAACAAGCCUCGCCAAAAGAGGUUAUGAACUUUUAAGACGGUUGUCCGGUGGAGGAACUGUAGUGCAUGAUUUGGGAAAUGUCAAUUAUUCUUUCAUUACUUCCAGAGAUGAAUUUGAGAGAGACUUUUUUAACAAAUUGAUCGUGCAAUGGUUAACGAGGGUAAAACCUGAGGGUCCUCUAGCUCUCAGUCAAAGAGGGGAUAUUGUUUUGGGCGACAAGAAAGUGAGCGGUAGUGCUUUCAAAAUCGCUAGAGGAAAGUCCUACCAUCAUGGAACCAUGUUAAUCAAUUCUAAUCUAGAUCAAUUUCAGGGCUUGUUGAAACCUUCAAAUAUUGCGGGGAUUACUUGGAAAUGCAAUAGUGUCGAUAGCGUCCGAUCAAAUGUCACAAAUGUCUUCUUAAACUCAACACAGGAAUUUAUGGAUAUAUGUAGUAGUGGCUUUAAACAACAUUAUGGGACCGCCGACCGUAAUAUACCAAUAUUGCUGUGUGAUGAAGAGAUCUCAGAAAUUGAUGAAAUUCAGGAUGAAAUAUCCAGGUUAAAGAGUGACAAAUGGAAGUAUCUUGCAGGUCCCAAGUUUUGUCUGAGCUUAGCCAAUGAAAACUGUUCAAUUACUGUAGAAAAAGGUAUUAUCACCGAAAGCUCGAUCCCGUCAAUAGUUGGCUCUUCUUUCUUAGAUUUUACAAAAGAUUUGGACAGUUUCCAGUUCAUUGACCGAAACCUUAUACUUUGA
Zygotorulaspora mrakii is the source of this 1218-nucleotide messenger RNA. It is a transcript of the gene AIM22, whose product is annotated as putative lipoate--protein ligase. Gene Ontology annotation, cellular component: mitochondrion; cytoplasm. The transcript has a single exon. The coding region runs from base 1 to 1218 and encodes 405 amino acids. The record is from RefSeq and is a predicted model, not a curated record. NCBI's taxonomy places the organism in Eukaryota, Fungi, Ascomycota, Saccharomycetes, Saccharomycetales, Saccharomycetaceae. Gene Ontology annotation, molecular function: lipoyltransferase activity. Gene Ontology annotation, biological process: protein lipoylation.